AAGAAAACCCACAAUAACCCUCACCUCCAAACCCACACCCACAAGCAAACCCAACCACAACCCCUCAUCAUCGCCCGCAAAAUCCACAAAAAGUCCACCAAAAAUGACCCAAUACGCCCCCCGCGACUUCUACGGCGGCGCCAUCAAAGGCCUCAUUCCGCAAUCCUGGGUCGACGCAAGCGACGUCCGCGAAGUCCCAGACCAUCAAGAAGUCUUCCUCAGCCCGACAACCCUCACGUCCCAAAUCGUCGAAAUAAACCAACGCGUCUCCCCCGAAGAGACAACCUCCCUCUCACAUCUUCUCCCUUCAACCUCCACACCCGACGAAGCAGCCGCCCUCUAUCACAUCCACGACAUCUGCGACGAAGACGACAAACUUGAGAUUGUAACCGGUCCUAUGAGCGUCUCUAUGGGCAAGUUUCUGGCGUCGGGGAUCAGUGCGUAUCGGGGUGUUGUGCGGGUUACAUCGCCGAAGAAGCAGGGAAGGGGGACGGGGGUGGCCGGGGCGGCGGUUGCUGGGUCGAGUGCCGAGGGGCUUUUGACAAGUACUGUUAGCUUGCAUUAUUUGUUGGUGCGGUUGGGGGAGCAGGAGACGGAUUUGGUGGUGUUUGUUAAUGUGCCGCAUGAGGAGUUUGAGAAGGCAGGGGAUUUAGGGGGAUUAGAGGGUGAGGAGGGACUUGCUGGGGGGUUGAUUGGGGGGUUGGUUGAGGUGUUGGAGGUUGUGGAUUGGGGCUUGUUUGCGUGAGGGCUUUUUUUGAUUCUGGGAUGAGCUAUGUGGUAUGGAUAAAAAAGGAUGGGUGGUUGAUUAUUGAUUUGGGAGGAUUUAUAUCAUAUCGGUCGUGGAUUCGGCAUGGCUGGUUUUGUUUGGAAUGCAUGAGCUUGGAGAAAUUGGUAUAAUGACAUGCAUGUAUGGAUAGAACGAACAGGGAUUAUGAUAUGAUACUGGGCAUGUAUAUAGAUAAAUAGAGUAAUUAGAUAGCUUAGUGAUAGUCAAUCCAAAAGGACAGCCAAGCACCUGACAAU
Molecule: messenger RNA, 1023 nt
Organism: Aspergillus alliaceus
Lineage: Eukaryota; Fungi; Ascomycota; Eurotiomycetes; Eurotiales; Aspergillaceae
Gene: mog1
Product: Ran GTPase-binding protein MOG1
Exons: 2
Coding region: 104-745 (213 amino acids)
Biological process (GO): protein import into nucleus
Cellular component (GO): nucleus
Molecular function (GO): small GTPase binding; guanyl-nucleotide exchange factor activity
Source: RefSeq, a predicted model, not a curated record